CCCCGGGAGGCGGGGCGGGUGGCGGCCGCGCGGGGCCCGGCCGCGGUGGGACCGGAGGCGGCGGCGCAGACAAAGGCGCGGGCGGGCGACGGCGGAGCGCGCGGGGCUCCGGCUGCGCGGAGUCAGCGACGCCGACGGGGUCUAACCAGCCACUCUGGCCACCCGGCUGCCCAGCAGGUCCCCCCACCCAGCCUGACCAAUGUCCACAACCAGGGAGCAACCCAUUUUCAGCACGCGGGCGCACGUGUUCCACAUAGACCCGGCCACCAAGCGGAACUGGAUCCCAGCUGGCAAGCACGCGCUUACUGUCUCCUAUUUCUACGAUGCCACCCGCAAUGUCUACCGCAUCAUCAGUAUUGGGGGCGCCAAGGCCAUCAUUAACAGUACCAUCACCCCCAACAUGACCUUCACCAAAACCUCCCAGAAGUUCGGACAGUGGGCAGACAGUCGGGCCAACACCGUUUAUGGCUUGGGUUUUGCGUCUGAACAGCAUCUGACCCAGUUUGCAGACAAGUUCCAGGAGGUGAAGGAGGCUGCACGGCUGGCUCGGGACAAGUCUCAGGAUGGGGGGGAGCUGACCAGUUCCGCCCUGGGGCUCACCUCCCACCAGGUGCCCCCCAACCCCCUCAUCAGUGCCAAUGGCCCCGGGGAGGAGAAGCUGUUCCGCAGCCAGAGUGCCGAGGCCCCAGGCCCCGCGGAGCGGGAGCGACUGAAGAAGAUGCUGUCUGAGGGCUCCGUGGGUGAGGUGCAGUGGGAGGCCGAAUUCUUCGCGCUGCAGGACAGCAACAAUAAGUUGGUGGGUGCUCUGCGGGAGGCCAAUGCCGCCGCAGCCCAGUGGAGGCAGCAGCUGGAGGCCCAGCAAGCCGAGGCUGAACGGCUGCGGCAGCGGGUCACGGAGCUGGAGGCCCAGGCAGCUGCAGAGCUGCCCCCGGUCAGCAAGAAGGAGGCACCGGGCCAAGCGCUGGAGCAGCUGGAGGCGCUGGUGCAAACCAAGGACCAGGAGAUCCAGACACUGAAAAACCAGGCUGCGGGGCCUCCGGAGGCUGUGGCGGAGCGCGAAGAGACUCAGCAGAAGGUGCAGGACCUGGAGACUCGCAAUGUGGAGCUGGAGCACCAGCUGCGGGCCACGGAGCGCAGCCUGGAGGAGGCGAGGGCCGAGCGCGAGCGGGCGCGGGUGGAGGUAGGCCGCGCGGCUCAGCUGCUGGACGUUCGGCUCUUUGAGUUGAGUGAGCUCCGGGAGGGCCUGGCUCGCCUGGCAGAGCCGGCGCCCUGAGCCCCUGGACAGCUGUGGUCCGGUACCGCCCUGAAGCACGGGGCGACCCUGAGAGCUCACUACAAGGCUCCGAGACUAGAUGUUUAUUGAGUGUCCUGUUUUCAGUGCCCCGCAGGCCCUGUGUGGUCCUCUGCGGGUGACCCUGCUGGGGCGGGGUGUGCAAGGAGAUGCUGUAGGAUGCUGCCAGGCCAUG
Messenger RNA from Perognathus longimembris pacificus (Pacific pocket mouse), 1466 nucleotides. RefSeq names its product homer scaffold protein 3 (gene Homer3). Gene Ontology annotation, molecular function: G protein-coupled glutamate receptor binding. Lineage: Eukaryota; Metazoa; Chordata; Mammalia; Rodentia; Heteromyidae. Bases 200 to 1273 code for a protein of 357 amino acids. The record is from RefSeq and is a predicted model, not a curated record. Gene Ontology annotation, cellular component: dendrite; cytoplasm; postsynaptic density. The transcript has 10 exons. Gene Ontology annotation, biological process: regulation of store-operated calcium entry; G protein-coupled glutamate receptor signaling pathway.